AUGCAAACGGCGCUCAUUUCUUGGCUCCUCCUCCUGUUGGCCGUCGCAGUCGCUUCUCAACCCCUGUUCGGCCUCGAAAAGCAGUUAUUGUACUCGUUUCAGGACCCUGACGAGGUAAGAACAUCAUAUGGAGCAAAAUAAAGCAAGAGAAAAAAUGGCAAAAAGGGAAGUAGGUUCCACCGAGAUUCGAACUCGGGUCGCAGGAUUCAAAGUCCUGAGUGCUAACCGCUACACCAUGGAACCGGUGGGGGCGCGUCGCGCACUUUGGCGACAAAUUCCUUGUCCUCGCGCACGGACUUUCCAAUACAAACAUUGAAAAUUUCUAGUUUGAAGGAAGAACUUCGCUUUUAUCAUGAUUACAGGUGAUUAGAAAAAAAUUUAAAUGUCAAUUUUAUUGGCAUUUUUUUACUUUUUAUAGGAAAAGUUUUUUUCCUGAUUUUUUUAUUUGAAGUUACAGAUAAAGAACAAGAGUUUUGUAGGAAAAUUGAACUUUUCAGGAAUCUAUAAAUUUUUCGUUGUGUUAAUUAUGUAAAGAUUUGACGCCUCACGAAAAAAUUUUCAAAAAAAAAAGAAUAAAUUUUCUUUUCCCGCUUGAAAAGUGAGGAAAAUUUCAGAGUCCCAAUAUUUUUUCAAAAAUUUGUGAAUUUUCAGUUCGAAGUGAUUCCACAAAAGCGAGUUCCAUUGUUGAAUCUUUUCGGCCCAAACAGCCGAUUCACGGAUCCUUUCCGCAACCGGAUCUACAAGAAGAAAAUUCGCUCCGUUCAGCCUAAUGGUUCGUUUUGAGCUUUGUAAAAAGUGAUUUGAAAAAAGUGAGCUCCUCUGAUAGCGAGAAAAUUAUUAGAGUCGCUUCAAAACGGAAUCAAAAAUAUUUAAAAAAUUGGUGCAUUUAGCCCUAUUUUAGAGCAAAUUCGCCCGACUGAUAACAAAAUUAUCAGUAGAGCACAUUUGAAUCAAAUCGAAAAAGCUCAAAAGCCAAAUUUCAGACCCGAUUCUACUACCAUGCGGAAAGGAGGAGUGCCCCUACUUGUACAAAUGA
This is a messenger RNA of Caenorhabditis auriculariae, 1036 nucleotides long. The record is from the annotation of a GenBank genome assembly. Lineage: Eukaryota; Metazoa; Nematoda; Chromadorea; Rhabditida; Rhabditidae.